Molecule: messenger RNA, 1150 nt
Organism: Daldinia caldariorum
Lineage: Eukaryota; Fungi; Ascomycota; Sordariomycetes; Xylariales; Hypoxylaceae
Product: PEBP-like protein
Exons: 3
Coding region: 280-897 (205 amino acids)
Source: RefSeq, a predicted model, not a curated record
CGGCUCCGAAAUCUAUCUAAUUGGCGAAUUCAACUUUCAGUCUUUUAUGCCAUACGGUUUAUAAAAUCAAGCAUUAUUAUUGAAAUAAGACGACUCAGUAACCUCGUAGGAAGUGAAUUUUUAAAGAUUACUUAGACCUACCUUUCUCACACAAGUUUAAGGUGGAAUAUUACUAGGGCCUGAAUUCGUUGCGCACUAACAACAACACAUUGGAAAGCCGUCUAAAGUAAAGUUUAGGUACCUUUAACGCGGACCUAAGGUAACCUCAAAACAGGUGGGAUGACAACCCUUGUGGAAGUUUUGUUAUCAUGGCUCUUCAAAAAUUCAAAGGGCCAUGACGCAAAAAGCUUCUUGAAAGGGCCCGCCUUCGCCGACUUGCACGAAAAGCAGGAAGUUAUCGUCACGGCGCCGGAGUGCGGCCCCACCAAUUCGGUGCUCGGCGUCGAGUACACACACGACGGGGCGGGUAAGUUCCCUGCCUUGCGAUGGGAGGCGCCUCCGCAUAUCGCAGACCAGGUGAAAGAGUGGUUGUUGGUUUCGGAGGAUCCGGAUGCGCCGUUACCAACUCCUAUCUGCCACGGUAUCUACGUAGGUAUCCCACCUACGAAGACAAGCGUCGAACCAGCCGACUUCGAGGUCGAGGACCCGGGUAAGGCACUUCUAAAAGGCGGGUUUCAUUACGGCCGGUCGAGAAAUGGUAGCGUUUACAUCGCGCCCCGACCGCUCUUGAAUUACGGACCGCAUAGAUAUUUCUUCGAGGUUGUAGCAUUGAAAGAACGGUUAGAUCCUAGUUUGUUAACGGCGACGGCGACAAGAGAGCAGGUUGCCGGGGCUAUCGUGGGCAAUGUUCUUGAAUGGGGUAUGUGGGUAGGAACUGUGGAAAGGAAAUGGGAGUAGAAAAUCAUCCAUACCUACCGGUACCUCAUAAUACAUAAUAAUUUUUCGAGACUUGCUCAGAACCCAUACAGGCCGUUUUGGUAAGCCGGAUGCUUAUUUUUCUAGUACAACAGAUUGCACCUAUUAGAAGCGGUGGAUAUGCCUAAGGAGGUCCCUAAGGUCCCUAAGGUUAGGGAGACAAGGAUCGGUACCGAAACUGUUGCCGAAGCUUGAACUGGCGUUAAACCCUUUUAUAUCCGCCCUCUAGUUUUAG